UUGGCACUGUGUAAGGCUAGCCUUAAUCUACAAAUUGUUCAACGAUAAUAAUUAAACUGAUUUGAUCUUUUUAAAUCUUAUCUAUAAUUAGCUUUAAAAAAAACACGUGUGUCACUAUGACGCUAUGAUGUUAUGGAAACUUCAUCUUAUUUGUUUGUGAGAAAAAGAAAAAGACAUAAUAUUUCGUCAAGAAUAAUGGAUAAACGUUCAAGUUCUGAAAGCAAUAUUUCUUUGGAUAGCUUAGAAAACAAUUGUAUUGUAAAUACGAAACCAAAGCUCGACUCGCCAUUGGAUGAUAAUGUUGAUACAAUAUUGGUGCCAUUUUAUGAGAAGGAUGUACUUAUAAAGGUCCACAAAGAUCAAAAAAAGAAGACAAAGCAAGAACAUCGUUCAAGAAAGGAUACCUAUUCAACAAGUAACAGUUACCUUGUUAAAAGAGAUGUUAAAAAAAUCAAAACAUCGUCUUAUUUAGAGAAGUUUCGAAAGCAAUUCAUUCCUCAUAAUAUUAAAAAGAAACAAGUCGAACAGGAAAUACGUUCUUUAUCUCCCGAAUUUGGAGAUACUGAAAGAGAAAGCUUUGGGGAAGAAUAUAAUAAUCCAGUCACUGAAUUCUAUGAGACUGAAGCUUAUAAUGAAAUGUUUUAUGACAAAAUUCUGAAUGAUGAGCUUGAAGAUUAUCUAGAGAAUUCUUUUGAUGCAGGCCUUAAUUUGGAUGAUGGUGGAAGUCAAUCAGCCGAUGAUAAUAACCUCAAGAGCAUAUCGGAAGUUUCACCACCACAUCGUCAGGUGAGAAGAGCUACUGUUCAACCUAUACAAAAUAUAAAAUUAGGUGGUCUUGGUCCAGAUAUGGAAAAAAUCAAACCAAGACUAGAAAGAGCUAGAAGUCUGCAACGGUAUUCAGAAAAGGUAAGAAUGGAAAACAGAUUAAAAAUAUAUAAAAAGUCGUUGGAAAUCGAACUUGAAAAGAAAGCAAAUAGGAAUGGGUCUGCAAGACCACGGUGUGCAUCAAAGGAUUCUCCGAAGAAUGAGCAUAACGCCUCUUAUCUCGUCAACAAUUCAGCAGAUGAUAAAAUCAGCAAAACAUUGAAAAACUUCAAAACAAAACCUAAAUCAGCGAACAUAAAAGGGAAUAACGAAAAUUAUAAAAGAAAUGAGGAAGUAAUAAAACAAGGAGACAAUAAACAAAGAUCUCAACGACAAGAAUUUAAAACAAUUAAAAAGCAAUGUAAUAAUAACUCAAACAAAAAAGUGAAAACAGCACAAGAUGAUAACUUGAAGGUUACCAAGUCUGUUAGAUCUAGUGCAAAAAGUAAAGGCAUCAACACAGAAAAAGAUAGAGCCGAAAAUAUUGUACCUCCGGUACAAAUAAGUUUCUCUGUCAAUGUUGGUGGAGUUAGACCUUCCAGUGCGUUACGUACAUUAGAGGAAAAGCAUAGAAGGUACCAGGAACAAGUGAAGGCUUUCGCAUUUGAGAGGAACAAAAUGUAACAAUUUUUUUUGUGUAUAAAAUUGCCUAUGCACUAUUUUUAUGUUUUUGUUUGUAAAAAUUUUAAUAAACAAUUUGACACAAUCUAUGUUGUCC
This is a messenger RNA of Chilo suppressalis (striped riceborer), 1582 nucleotides long. Lineage: Eukaryota; Metazoa; Arthropoda; Insecta; Lepidoptera; Crambidae. The record is from the annotation of a GenBank genome assembly.